This is a messenger RNA of Prunus armeniaca (apricot), 1008 nucleotides long. The record is from the annotation of a GenBank genome assembly. NCBI's taxonomy places the organism in Eukaryota, Viridiplantae, Streptophyta, Magnoliopsida, Rosales, Rosaceae.
AUGCAAUCGGAGGCUGAGAGAGUGCAAGACAUUGCUUUAAUGUCUAAAGACAGCAUCCCAAUCGACUUCAUUAGGUCAGACCAUGAGCAACCAGGGAUCACAACCGUCCAUGGGAAAGUCCUGGAGUGCCCAACCAUUGAUUUCAGCAACCAAGAUGACGAAAAGAUCCUGAACCAAAUUGUGGAGGCUAGCAGGAAUUGGGGAAUGUACCAGAUUGUGAACCAUGACAUUCCAAAUGAGGCCAUAAGCAAACUGCAAGCUGUUGGGAAGGCAUUUUUUGAGCUUCCGCCAGAGGAAAAAGAGGUUUAUGCGAAGCCUCCAGAUUCUAAGUCUGUGGAAGGGUACGGGACGAAGCUUCAGAAGGAAUUGGAAGGCAAGAAAGGAUGGGUGGACCAUUUGUUCCAUAGGGUUUGGCCUCCUUCUGCCAUUAACUACCAGUUCUGGCCUAAGAACCCACCUUCUUACAGGGAAGCUAAUGAAGAGUAUGUGAAGCAUCUGCACAAGGUGGUGGACAAGUUGUUCAAGGUGCUCUCUUUAGGGUUAGGGCUUGAAGGACAAGAGUUGAAGAAGGCUGCUGGAGGGGAUGACAUGGUUUAUCUUCUGAAAAUUAAUUAUUACCCUCCAUGUCCCCGCCCUGACCUUGCUCUUGGAGUGGUGGCCCACACUGACAUGUCAGCCCUAACCAUACUUGUCCCAAACGAUGUCCAGGGCCUACAGGCUUGCAGAGAUGGCCAAUGGUACGAUGUGAGGUACAUCCCUAAUGCCCUGGUCAUCCACAUUGGUGAUCAGAUGGAGAUUAUGAGCAACGGAAAGUACAAGAGUGUCCUCCAUAGAAGCACUGUGAAUAAAGAGAAGACGAGACUCUCGUGGCCAGUUUUCAUUGAGCCUCCACCAGACCGCGUAGUUGGCCCUCUCCCACAGCUUGUGAAGGAGGACAAUCCACCUAAAUACAAAGCCAAGAAGUUCGGAGAUUAUUGUUAUUGCAAGCUCAACAAGAUUCCCCAGUAA